Molecule: messenger RNA, 1313 nt
Organism: Perca flavescens (yellow perch)
Lineage: Eukaryota; Metazoa; Chordata; Actinopteri; Perciformes; Percidae
Exons: 2
Coding region: 424-1251 (275 amino acids)
Molecular function (GO): protein dimerization activity
Source: RefSeq, a predicted model, not a curated record
CUAUGUAAAGGAUUGAAUGAACAAUAAGACAUUAGGCAGAAAGGUUUGAACCCUAGUGCUACCAAAGCAGAAGGUAAUAGCAGAACCAUUAAAAGGUGAAGGAAGUAAGGCUAGUUACUGGUUUCUGCUGUUCUGCCAAAAAGUGAUCACAGCCCCUACCUUUCCACUGAAAGGUUGUUUGAUGGAAAGCCUGUCCCCGUCCCCUGCAGGUGGCCGGCGAUACUGCAGUCUGAUGUCGGUUGAAUGAGCGGCACUGUGCUUUGAUGUUUGUUUAGAGAGACAGCAGACUUUUUCCUUAUUCCGUUUCUUCAUUCUGUCUGCUUUGUGCGUUUGUGAGGAAAACGUGACAGUGAGACUGCGUCUGCUGCCAGAGGCCUUGAACAGGAGAUAACGAGCUGGAAAUUCCUGCUUACUGUCAUCAUCAUGUGGUACAACAUUCUACAUGAGGUCGAUCAUGUCAGCAAGCUGCUCCAGAGCCCACCAGUUGGGAUCGAUGUGCUCCAGUACGAGGUGGGAUAUGUUCUUAAAUUCCUAAAGGAAUACAGAGAGAACGGCCUUUCAUCCGCCCAGACAGAUGCUAGAGACAUGGCGGAAGAGUUGGAGAUGCCAAUGGUCUUCCCCACUACACCAGGCCCAAAACCCAAACGCCAGUCUCCGUACGAGCCCCAAAAUCCGGAUCCUUCCUUGACAGUGACACCCGAGGAAAAGUUCAGGAGAGAUGUUUUCCUCCCACUAGUGAACUCUGCCAUCACAGGCACUAGUGAGCGCUUCAAGUUGAUGGAGACAUUUCAUGGUCUGUUUGGGUUCAUUUACAGAAGAGAGGAAAUGAAAAGGGCCGUGGAAAGUUACACCCUCAAAGAAAGCUGCGCAGAUAUUGAAAAAACCCUCGGCGAUGUGGAUGCUGAGGACCUUGUGCGCGAGAUCUCGGCUGCUGUCACUGCCGUGCCAGCAAAAGAAACCACUGGCCUGAAGAUUCUGAGCUACAUCUACAGAAACAGAUUAGUUGAACUUUAUCCAAACCUCAGCAUUGCUCUCCGACUCAUGAUGACAGUGCCUGUGACGGUAGCGAGCGGAGAGAGGAGUUCCUCUCGCUUGAAGCUAAUAAAAACACACCUGAGGUCAACAAUGCUCCAGGAGCAGCUGUCAGCUCUCGCUCAGAUUUCCAUUGAGCACGAGGUGACAAAAUCGCUGGACAAAGAUGAACUUAUCAGGGCAUUCUCAGCUCUCAAACACAGAAGGGUGGAUUUCUAAAAAGGGCUCAGGUGAAAUAUACGCCCGCCGCCCGGUGAGCUGUCCACGGUGCUGAAAAAACG